CUGAAAGCUCGCAAGUUAUAUUCUCAUUCUCAAUCUAUACUCGAUACCAGAAGAAUCCAAACCAGUCAAUAUGAUCGCGACAGGGAGUCCUUCGGUUUUCGUAUGCUUAGCACUUUUCUUUUGCACAUGUCACCAAACAUUUGCUUUUACAAGGCCGAUCCUCACUCGCCACGAGCAAUGUAAGGCCAACGGUUUCGAUGGGGGCUGUGACUUUAUUAAAGCCGACGGCUCAUCCGCAAACAGUUGCACGCAAUUGAGAUGCGCUCGACGUCUGGGAGAAUUGUCAUACGUUCAACGAUUCAGCAAAAUGCCACAAGAGGGAACUUACUGUGGUCCCUUCAGCUAUUGUUCCAAAGGGAAAUGUGUUCACUCGGACGAGGAAUCGAAAAAAAUCCGAUACACAAAUGCUGAAUACAAUGUACCCGGUUGCUGACAACUAUAAUGAGACAACGUCAUCGUGUUUAGAUGUAAGAAGAAAAACCCUCCAUUAGAAUAAGAACUUUUAUACGUGUGUCAAAUAAAUAUUUUCAUAAUAAUUGCUGUUAAGCG
This is a messenger RNA of Venturia canescens, 549 nucleotides long. RefSeq lists its product as uncharacterized. Lineage: Eukaryota; Metazoa; Arthropoda; Insecta; Hymenoptera; Ichneumonidae. The record is from RefSeq and is a predicted model, not a curated record. The transcript has 5 exons. The coding region runs from base 71 to 433 and encodes 120 amino acids.